Myxocyprinus asiaticus (Chinese sucker) is the source of this 1071-nucleotide messenger RNA. Its product is annotated as mesencephalic astrocyte-derived neurotrophic factor-like. Bases 102 to 644 code for a protein of 180 amino acids. Gene Ontology annotation, cellular component: endoplasmic reticulum. NCBI's taxonomy places the organism in Eukaryota, Metazoa, Chordata, Actinopteri, Cypriniformes, Catostomidae. Gene Ontology annotation, biological process: neuron projection development; dopaminergic neuron differentiation. The transcript has 4 exons. The record is from RefSeq and is a predicted model, not a curated record.
GGAAGCGCAGUCGUGUUCUCGAACCGGCAUCUUUAAUGAUUGUUCAAUACUGAGUCCAGUACUUGUAUUUAAGUAGUUAGACGCGUUGUUUUGCUUUAAGGAUGUUAUAUUUAAGUGGUCUUUCGGUGGCACUGGCCCUGACGUUGAUGCCGAGCAGCAGUGAUGCUUUGAAAGCGGGAGAUUGUGAAGUUUGUGUGGGAUUCCUGGAACGCUUCUACCAGUCACUUCCUGUCAACGAUGUCAAAUUCAACAGUGAAGCCAUUGAAAAUGCUCUUCUAAAAGCUUGCAAAGAAGCCAAAGGGAAAGAAAACCGCUUUUGUUAUUAUAUAGGUGCAACAAGUGAUGCAGCUACAAAAAUAAUCAAUGAAGUUUCCAAACCGAUGAGUUACCAUAUGCCAGCAGACAAGAUCUGUGAAAAGCUGAAAAAGAAGGACAGUCAAAUCUGUGAACUGAAAUAUGAUAAACAAGUUGACUUGAGCUCCGUCGACCUGAAGAAGCUGAAAGUAAAGGAUCUAAAGAAGAUUUUGGAGGAAUGGGGAGAAUCCUGUAAAGGAUGUGUGGAGAAAUCUGACUUCAUUCGCAAAAUCAAUGAGCUAAUGCCCAAGUAUGCACCCAACGCAGCCAAGGCACGGACAGAUCUGUAAACUCAGGUGGAAUUAUGGGACCCAGGUAGUGGCCAGAGGCAUUUGGGGUGGAAGAUUUGCACCGUGCUGCUGACCGACCACCUAGCAGUGGGGUUCGCAUUGUGUUGUCACUUUACCAUGUACUCCGGGGUAAACACUUCCAUGCAAAUACAUGACCUUUAAUUUAUGACAUGCAAGCUAGUUUUGACUAACAUCCACCGCAACCUGUGCUUGCCUCCUGAUGCUCCGGGUAAUAUUUUUGACACACUUUGCAUAGUUUGAUUAUGUAUUUUUCUUUUUGAGGGUAUAGGCUUUCUUUGUUGACUCGAAUUAUAUGAAAUAGCUGGGGGAGAGUCUCACCUUUGAAAUAUUGGGUCAUUUUGAUGAACUUUGCUGUAAAAUGUGUUUAUUACAGUUAUACUGUCUUUUUCAUUAAAAGAAGAAAACA